CUUCCUUGAUUUUUACAGCUGCAAAGUUGUUUCAUCAAGUGAUAUGAGAAAGAACGAAGCAUAAAGCUUCGACUGCUUCCCAUCCAUAAUGGUGGUUGCUUUGAAUUGAAUUGCUCAGAAUUUACCUCAUGUAAGUAGUUGCAAAAUGUUUACAUUUUGUGAUGUCUUACAUGAAACAAAACAAAAAGCGCAAACAAACUCUCGAGAGUGUGCAGUAAGGACUGGAAAUCAGUUAACGUCACUCUCCCCACCCCCUCCCCAGUUCUAAUAAAUGGUCGAGUUGUACUGGGUCCUAAAGUUCUAUUCGCUGGGACAUUCGCGGGAAAGAUAAUCGAGCAAAUUUCCUGCAUCUUUGACAUGGAUGAAGUCAAAGGCACUGAAAAUAUGCAUUGCUGCAGUUUUGACGAGUGUCAAUUUCGCCGUAUUACGACUUCAGAUGGGAGAGUGGAGGUUCGUGCUUCUGUGCCAAAGGGCGGUUUCUCGAAACUACAGGAACCGAAGGUAAAAUGGAGAAGAAUCGGAGACGCCGUAUUUCACCGCGAUUGUUGGGACUUAGUGGUUAAAACAUGUCGUAUGAGGAGUAAAAAGCGUGCCCCGUUUGUAAUGAGCGCAGCCGAGAAGACUCUGGUGAAAGAAGCUUUGAAAACGGCCGAGUUCCAUGACUCGCUUGAUACUUUAGCCAACGAAGCUUCGAGAAUUGCUGAUCUCAUCAAGAACGCUGAACACUGUGUUGCAUUUACGGGUGCUGGGAUUUCUACAUCGGCUGGUAUCGGAGAUUAUCGAGGGAAAUCGGGCAAGUGGACCGAGGAAGACAGAGGAAAUCUCAAUACAGAAAUUCUGAAUCAAGGUGAUGAGCCCAAACAGAAGAAGGCUAGAACUGAGGAUGUUUCUGGCACACAUGGUAAUGUUGAUAAUGAUGAUGACAGUGAUAAUGGCAAGCAUGAUAAUGGUGUCGAUGAUGGUGUUCCAUAUGAAGAACUACGGCCUACAUACACCCAUGAAGCUCUUUGCAAAUUAGUUCAGUUAGGAUUAAUCAAACAUAUCAUCAGUCAAAAUGGUGACGGACUUCAUGGCCUCUCAGGAAUUCCAUCAACAAACCUAUCUGAGCUGCAUGGCAAUGUCUUCAUUGAGAAAUGUGAAAAGUGUGGAACUCGUUAUGAGAGACCUUUUUAUGUUCUUGACGAUCAUGCAAGUUUGUACUAUGAAGAACUAAACGAUCUUGGUGCCACAACUGUGAAAAAACCCAGGCAUGCUAAAAGAUGCGACCUGUGUGGUCUGUGUCACAGAACAAGUCGCAAAUGCAAAAGAAAGGGAUGCAAAGGACACUUAAUUGACAGUAUCAUCAAUUUCCGUGACAAUCUUGAGGAAGAUAUUUUCCAUACAGCCCAGGAACAUGCCGCAAAAUGUGACCUGAUGUUAUGUCUUGGUACAACAAUGACUGUCAGUCCUGCCAAUGAACUAGUGGAGAUGGGAAAACAGCCAUUGAGAAUUGUUGUCUGCAACAGGCAAAAGACAGAUGUGGACAAACUGUGUGUUUCUCAGGAUAAGAAGGGAAUACAGCUAGGUUCUAGGGUCUUUGGAGACUGUGACAGUCUUUUGUCACAGCUCAUGCAGCAUUUGAUGAACCAUGAUGAUUUACGGAAGUGGGAGAUGGAACAAACUGUCCGCAUGAAGGCAUAUGACAAGAAGAGGACCAAGAGCUGAUCAAUUUGAAAAUGUAUAAUUAUUUUUAAUUAGCCAUGCUAAGCUACAAUGUAGUGUUAAGGUGGAUUUUCUUUACAAUACUUUGUCAGGCCAUCGCUUAGCCCUAUUUGACAACCAAUUUACAAACCAUGAUUUCUGGGCCUCAUAACAUGUUAAUGCUUUGUACCACAAGAAUGAAAAUGCCCGUUAGGCCAAUUUUUUUCACUCAAAUCAGGUCAGCAUCUCACUGGGUGUAAAGUAACCUUUAAGCAACAAAUAAGAGAUACAAUGCAAAUCAACUUUAAUGAUGACCCUUCCGUGUGAAGAGAAUUUGUAAAGUUUUCAUACCUAAGCGAUCUAGACCACCAACACAAGAUUAUGGAAGUUUUUUAUGACUAUUUUAAUUAUCAAAACAGUUUAACAUAGCUUACAGUUUAGAUAUUUCAGUGUACUUAUGAUUAAUAAAAGAUUCAACUUUUGCACUCACUUCAUCUUGGAAGGUAGCAGUGAAAAUUAUAUCCCAGUUACUUCUAUCAUGAAAAUAAUGAUUUAUAUAAGAAAUAGAAAACAUGUACCAUGUUUCUAUUGAGU
Molecule: messenger RNA, 2274 nt
Organism: Orbicella faveolata
Lineage: Eukaryota; Metazoa; Cnidaria; Anthozoa; Scleractinia; Merulinidae
Product: NAD-dependent protein deacetylase Sirt6-like
Cellular component (GO): nucleus
Molecular function (GO): histone deacetylase activity, NAD-dependent; NAD+ binding
Source: RefSeq, a predicted model, not a curated record